GUGUGUGGAGUCAGCCAGGGUCUUGAGUAACAUCCUGGGAUUUUUAUCACGAUUUGGCCGUAGCCCCACUUGUACUUUAAUCUCUGACAGGUCCAAGGUCUGAGCGCUUAGUCAUUUUUAGCAGUGCGGCGGCGCUACACGCACAACUUUGCAAAGUGUGCGUGAAUCAUCAGGAGUGAAGCAACCGCCGUGGUGCAAGUCGCUGGGCACCGCUGAGGCUUUAGAAGUUUCCUAACUUGUUGAAAAGAAGUCGGUGUAGCAUGUCAGCCACACGGUUGCUGUCACCCAGAAACGCCCGGUUUUUAAGCCGGGGGCAAAGCGAGUUGCUAGGCGGUAGCAGUGGAGCGCAGCGGCACAGUGGUGGUCCCAGGGUCCGCUCACUCACCUCUCCCACUCUGUCGUCCUCUUCUCCCGGCAGAGCUUUAUCGAGUCUGAGUGCGACGCGACGUGGGCUCCCCAAAGAGAAAAUGUCCGAGAAUGGAGUGUCCCGGGCCAAGGUGCUGACCAUCGACACCAUGAACCCCACAGUGAAGAAGGUGGAGUACGCCGUGCGGGGGCCCAUCGUGCAGCGCGCUGUGGAGCUGGAGAGGGAGCUCUCUGAGGGAAUGAAGAAGCCCUUCGUUGAGGUCAUCAAGGCCAACAUCGGUGACGCACAUGCUAUGGGCCAGCAGCCAAUCACUUUCUUCCGACAGGUCUUGGCGCUGUGCUCCUACCCUGAACUGCUGAAUGACAGCACAUUCCCAGAGGAUGCUAAAAGUAGAGCAAGACGCAUUCUGCAGUCCUGUGGCGGGAACAGUAUGGGUUCCUACAGUGCCAGUCAGGGCAUAGACUCUGUGCGCCAGGAUGUGGCCCGCUACAUUGAGCGAAGAGAUGGCGGCGUGCCCUGCGACCCAGACGACAUUUACCUCACUACAGGGGCCAGCGACGGGAUUGUGACCAUGCUGAAGCUGCUUGUGUGUGGCGAGGGUAUGGCCCGUGCAGGCGUCAUGAUCUCCAUACCUCAGUAUCCCCUCUACUCUGCUGCGCUGGCCGAACUGGGCGCAGAGCAGAUCAACUAUUACCUUAAUGAGGACAAGUGCUGGAGUAUGGACAUCAGCGAGCUGCAGCGCUCUCUGGACGAGGCCCGGCGCUACUGCAACCCCCGAGCCCUGUGCAUCAUCAACCCCGGAAACCCCACGGGUCAGGUUCAGAGCAGAGAGUGCAUUGAAGACGUAAUCCGAUUUGCAGCAAAGGAAGGUCUCUUCCUCUUGGCUGAUGAGGUGUACCAGGAUAAUGUGUACGCUGAUGGGUGCCACUUCCACUCUUUUAAGAAGGUUCUGUUUGAAAUGGGGCCAGAGUACUCAAAUACAGUGGAGCUGGUGUCUUUCCACUCAACGUCAAAAUGUUAUAUGGGAGAGUGCGGCUUCCGUGGAGGCUACAUGGAGAUCAUCAAUAUGGACGAUGAGGUGAAGGCCCAGCUGACAAAGCUGGUGUCCGUGCGUCUGUGUCCUCCUGUUCCUGGACAGGCUCUGAUGGACCUGGUGGUCAACCCGCCACAGCCAGGGGAACCCUCAUAUGACAACUUUAUUAAGGAGCGCAACGCCACAUUAAGUGCCUUAGCAGAGAAGGCCAAGCUUACAGAGCAGGUCCUCAAUACUGUUCAAGGCAUCAGCUGCAAUCCUGUGCAGGGAGCGAUGUACUCCUUCCCUCGCAUAACCAUCCCUGAAAAAGCUGUCAAAGAGGCCAUGGAAAAUGGUCAGCAGCCGGAUAUGUUUUACUGCAUGAAGAUGCUGGAGGAGACGGGGAUCUGCCUCGUACCUGGAAGCGGCUUCGGUCAGAAGGAUGGAACCUACCACUUCAGAAUGACCAUCUUGCCACCGUCAGACAAGCUGACGAUCCUGCUCAACAACGUCAAAGAGUUCCACCAGAAAUUCACACAGCAGUAUUCUUAAAUUGCCAUAUCUUCUCCUCUGUGUACAAACGGAGGAACCCAACCACCAUAAGAAAAAGAACUCAGCCAAUCACAACUUUUCUGUCACUACUAAGUGCCUUUUCUACGGCUCUGGUGGUCUCUGUGAUGACACACUGCGGCCUCUACAACUAUCUUAUUUGGACAUUCACAGACGGCGUACGAGGCACUGUUUUGUGUUAGAAGACAAAACAAAAACCCGGAAAUGAAGAAAUUAAUUCAGAGACGUGUGUCAAGCUUGAUAUGAAAAAAUAUGGUUUCACCUUUGAAGGAUAUAUGUACUUGUAGGUCUGUGUGUUUGUGAAUAUAAGAGAUAGAUUGUCUAUGUGGAUACCAGGCUAUAAUAAAAAGGUACAAUUCAAGGAAAAAUUGAUGCUGGGUAAAACCUUGAGAACAUGUACAACUGGUUAAAAUAUUACAUUCCUGCAGGCAGAACUUGACAGGGAGAAUAUGCAGAAAAGUACUCAUUUGCAUGAUGAUUCAGAUGAUUUUGUAGAAUCAAAAUAAAUGUAACAGUCGA
Messenger RNA from Centropristis striata (black sea bass), 2468 nucleotides. RefSeq names its product glutamic--pyruvic transaminase (gene gpt). Lineage: Eukaryota; Metazoa; Chordata; Actinopteri; Perciformes; Serranidae. The record is from RefSeq and is a predicted model, not a curated record. The coding region runs from base 261 to 1931 and encodes 556 amino acids. The transcript has 11 exons. Gene Ontology annotation, molecular function: pyridoxal phosphate binding; L-alanine:2-oxoglutarate transaminase activity. Gene Ontology annotation, biological process: biosynthetic process.